Messenger RNA from Trypanosoma conorhini, 957 nucleotides. RefSeq lists its product as uncharacterized. The record is from RefSeq and is a predicted model, not a curated record. Lineage: Eukaryota; Euglenozoa; Kinetoplastea; Trypanosomatida; Trypanosomatidae. Bases 1 to 957 code for a protein of 318 amino acids. The transcript has a single exon.
AUGAAUCUGAUUCGCCGCGUCUUUCCAGGCGGCUCGCCGAUGCAGGUGCUUUCCAUCGGUGAGCUGCCGCUCCCGCUAAACUACACCCUGUCCGCCUUCCGCUGGCACAUGGAUUCCCGACCGAGCAGCAAAGCUAUUCUCGUGCACGAUCUAUUCGGCUCGUCCGCGUCGUGGCAGCAGCUGCUCAACGAGGACCUCAGCAGACUGCCACUCUCGCAAUUAUCCCCCACGACACCGCUGGAGUUGUACGCCGUGGAACUAAGAGGGCAUAACCACUCGGUGGGCCUCCCGUGUCCAAGCGAUGGGGACAAGUACACUCUGGCGUCUGCUGCGGAUGUCGUGCUGCAUCAGAAGCAAAUUUUGCGGACGGAUGCAAAGCUAGUGGGUCUUGGCUUUGGUGCCCUUGUUGCGUGUCAGGCCGCGCUGCACGCUCCGCUAUCCAGCUUUGAUUCCUUAACGCUCUUCGUGAAUGGCCCCUCGCAGUUGCACUCGUGCGAUCCCUCCCACUACCACCUCCCCGCCAUUCUGCGGGGCGUCCCGCAGGACGCCCGCUCGCUGGGGGACCUGGAGCAGUACCUCAGGAAAACGGUGCCGAAUGCCGUUGAGCGGGCGUUGAUCUUCGCUGCUGUGGAACAGCGCGACGGUGGGCUGCGGUUUCGCUUCAGCGAGGAGCUGCUGAAGUUGCAUGGACCAUUUAAAGGGACCGCUAACAUCGCCGAGGAUGUCACGUUUGGGAACCCUGUCACAGUUGUUCAGUGCGGCAUGGAGGCGUUUCCACAGGAGGCGAAGGACCGCUUCCUAAAACACUUUCCCCGUGCAACCUUCCUGCAGUUUAAGGGGGAUAGAAGUGCGGGGAUUGCCGGUCUGUAUGCGCAGGGCAGCACCUUUGUUUACAGCUUUCUUGAGUCGCUCGGACUGCUUGGCAAGAUCGAAGCGGACGAGAAGGAGGAAGUGUAG